This is a messenger RNA of Haliaeetus leucocephalus (bald eagle), 1917 nucleotides long. It is a transcript of the gene EXD1, whose product is annotated as exonuclease 3'-5' domain containing 1. The coding region runs from base 1 to 1698 and encodes 565 amino acids. The record is from RefSeq and is a predicted model, not a curated record. The transcript has 14 exons. Lineage: Eukaryota; Metazoa; Chordata; Aves; Accipitriformes; Accipitridae. Gene Ontology annotation, biological process: nucleobase-containing compound metabolic process. Gene Ontology annotation, molecular function: 3'-5' exonuclease activity; nucleic acid binding.
AUGGCCCUCAGCAGCGAGCGCUUCGGUGCCAUUGUGGGGAGGACCGUUAAAAUCACCUUAAAAUGUGGCGUCUUCCAGGGGGUGCUGCAGCACGUCAACCCCGACCGGAGCCUCCUCCUGCGGACAGUGAAGAACUUGGAAACUGGCAGAAGCACUCCAGGAGUAAAGAUGUUUUUUGGCCAUGAAAUAGUCAAUGGUGAGGCUUUUCUUGCUGCAGUUUGGGGCACAGGGAUCAUGCCCACUUUUAUGGAAUUGCUGGAUGAACCAGAUUCAGGGAAGGGAACAGCAAUGCUCUCUGAGUGCACUUCAGCUGUUGAAGGGAACAAACAAGCGGACACAGGACCAGCAGGUUGUGGCCCAUGGACUUCUUGCAUUUCCCAAGAGAGCCAGCUCAGAGCCUCAAAUAGCUUAAAAUACUCCCUCUCAGAGGAGAAGGAAGAAGAGAAUGUGGAGUACACAGUUGUUGAUUCUUUUCAGCAGAAAUUUGGCUCAGCAGUGCUGCACCUAAAACAGCAGUGUGUUGUCAGUGUAGCAGGAGACGGUGUUAAUUUGUGUCGUCACGGAAAACUCUCAUGGCUUGAGAUGGCAACAAAGAGCCAUAUUUUUCUAUUUGAUAUCUUCCUUCUGGGACCUCAAGCUUUCAAAAAUGGAUUACGAAUGGUGCUGGAAGAUGAAAACAUCUUGAAGGUCAUGCAUGACUGCCGCUGGAUCUCAGACUGCCUGUUUCACCAGUACGGUGUCCUUCUCUUCAAUGUCUUUGAUACACAGGUUGCUGAUGCUCUGCAGUUCUCCAUGGCAACAGGUGGCUUCUUUCCGGAUCGUGUCUGCACGUUACAGGAGUGUUUGAUGCAGCACUUGAAGAUACCUUCCAAAUGGGACGCCAUCAUGAAGUGCAGGCAGCAGAUGGCUUCAGAGAAUCCUGACAUAUGGUUCUUGAGACCUUUUCCAGCUCCUCUGCUUAAAGCACUUGCUCUGAAGGCUAUGUACCUUCUGCUGCUCCACUCAUCUCUAAUGGAUAACUUGAUGUCUGACCUAACAACUGUAGUAUGUGGUUAUUUAAAUGCUUAUCGGACUGGGUCUGGAGAUCACCUUGGGAGCACAAAGUUACAAUUUACACUCAUGCUCCACUUUGGACCCUUGUUGAACAGCAGUCUGUCUGAUCUGGAAACUAACUUCCAUCACUCCAGAUGUUUUGCUGGAAAUAGCAAAGAAACAGAGUCCUUAUGGUCAGCCAGUGGGCAGCCCUUCCAGCAAGACUUCAACCUUGCUUCUGGAGAGCCAAACACACUCUUUUGUCAUUUGAUAGUUGUUUUGCAGGUUAACAGAAGAUGUACUGAGGAGCUGGCCCAUGAGCCGGUAUGCCAGCCCAUUUGCAUGGAGCUGCCAGAGGACCUGCGUCAGCUGGCAGACAUCCAGAAGCUACGAAGGGAGAAAGCAAUAAAAGACUACAUAAUGAAUGAGGAUGGUCUUUUGAUCAGACCAGCCAUGGAAUUAAAAGAGGGAAACGAUCCACAGAAGGAUGGCAACUACAGAGAUGAUGGGGAUCGCUUUCCCACAAAUAAAGCUGUGUCUCAAAUUACAUCCUUCUACAAUCAGGAUGUACUUUGUCAAGAAAAGCUUGAAAAUCAAAAUGAAGUGGUAAAUCUGUGGAAGAACCUUAAACUGACCUCAAGCUGUCUGCACGAAUCUAAUUUCUGAUACAGGUGACUUGAUGAGCUUAGACUGGGUAUUUGAAGACAUGCAAAUGAAAAAAGGGGCUAUUCCCCAUGCAGAAGUGUCAAACAAAAGCUCCUUUCUUUACAAUGACAGGUAAACCCAUUGCUGAAUGGAGAGAAUGAUGGGCUUUCUUUUGAAGGAAAUUCCUUCUUUGUCUGACUGUUCUUCUCGAGAUCUAUGUUUGAGAUCCAUUUUUUUUCA